AUGUCUAAUUAUGUUCUAGGCGUACAUACAUACUACGUGAAAAGUCUUAUUAAAUAUCCAUCCUGUCGGUUGAAUUCAUUACGAGGUUUACAACACUACUUGUCCAAUAAUGUAUCGUCGUCAUCAUCAUCAUCAUCAUCCUGUCUAAUCAUCAAUAUUCGUUCAAAAGGUGGAAGUUCUCAGAGAUGGCUUGCACGUCAGCGUUCUGAUCCAUUUGUUCAACGUUCACGAAUUGAAAGCUACAGAUGUCGUAGUGCUUUCAAACUCUUACAGUUGAAUGAUAAAAUUCAUAAUGGACUAUUUAAACCUGGUGAUAUUGUAGUUGAUUGUGGUGCUGCACCAGGAUCUUGGUGUCAAGUUGCUUCAUCUUUUAUCAAUCCUAAUCGUGGUACUAGUGUUAAUGAUCAUAGUAAACAGUCUGGUGUAGUUAUUGCGUUUGACUUGUUAGAUUUUGCACCAUUACCUGGUGUUAUCUCUUAUUCAGGUGUUGAUUUAAACAAUUGGUCAGAAUGCAUAAAUUUGAUCAAUCAAUCAGCUGUAAGCCAUUUGGACAAAAGCCAUAAUAAUGAUAAUAAUAACCGACAACUUCAUGAUGGACGGAAAUUCCUUCCAUGCGUAGAUGUUGUUCUAAGUGAUAUGGCUCCAAAUAUCACGGGAAUACGAGAUAUUGAUAUACCAGCUAUGAUGAAAUUAGCUGUGAGUGUAUUACGAGUGGCAACUAGUGUUUCAAAAUUAGGCGCCAGUCUUGUAAUCAAAUUAUUUGAUAGUCCAGAAGCAAUAGAAUUUAAAGAAAAAGUUUCUCAAUUUUAUAUGUAUAAUUCAAAUUUAUUGUCAACUAAAUCUUCAUUUAUACGUUUUAUAAAACCACAAGCUAGUCGAAAAGAAUCAUCUGAGAUAUAUUUAGUCGCUAGAGGUUUUCAAUUGCCAGAAAAUAUAGAAAAGAAUUAG
This is a messenger RNA of Heterobilharzia americana, 948 nucleotides long. NCBI's taxonomy places the organism in Eukaryota, Metazoa, Platyhelminthes, Trematoda, Strigeidida, Schistosomatidae. The record is from the annotation of a GenBank genome assembly.